AUGGCUGGCUCUAACAAGAGUGCAACUGUCGGUACGUGUUGGCAGAAGCUCCGUGCCUGGAAAUUGCCGUGUCGAAGGGGCAACCCGCUGACCGCUGGUGCAGCCUCGGGAGCGUCAAUCGCACCCGAUGAAAGUGUGGCAGAGGAGGUUGCUCGAGCCCCCGGGCAUGGCUCAGGCAGACCUGAGCUUCUCGAGUACGGCACCACUUUUCGUCAUGAAUACUCUCCCAAUGGCGGUGUCGGCUAUGCUUAUCACUAUGGCCAGCGUAACGAUCAACCGCUCGAAUUCCCAGAUUAUGGCAACACAAUGACAACACAUCACAGUAAUUGGAAUCCCCCAGACGAGUAUGUACGCAGCUACGCCAAUGAGAUUGUCAGCAAUACUCGUGGUGUUGAGGUCGUAAUGAAGCCAGAAACCUUUUUCAAGCUCUCUGCUGAGCAGCAGAACAUGCUUAUCAAUGGUUCCUCAAGUUGCUGCAGCUUCAAACUCUUCUCCUGCCCCAAAGACCAAGACACCAGAGAAAUCAAAAGCGACCGAGCCAAAGAAGAGACAUACUUGCUGCAUGGCCUGUAA
This is a messenger RNA of Exophiala mesophila, 573 nucleotides long. RefSeq lists its product as uncharacterized. The transcript is spliced from 2 exons. The record is from RefSeq and is a predicted model, not a curated record. Bases 1 to 573 code for a protein of 190 amino acids. Lineage: Eukaryota; Fungi; Ascomycota; Eurotiomycetes; Chaetothyriales; Herpotrichiellaceae.